Molecule: messenger RNA, 2443 nt
Organism: Oncorhynchus gorbuscha (pink salmon)
Lineage: Eukaryota; Metazoa; Chordata; Actinopteri; Salmoniformes; Salmonidae
Product: U2 snRNP-associated SURP motif-containing protein-like
Exons: 11
Coding region: 16-1665 (549 amino acids)
Cellular component (GO): nucleus
Molecular function (GO): RNA binding
Source: RefSeq, a predicted model, not a curated record
UAAACAUAAAAAAUUAUGUUGAACUACUUAUCCCCCCCCCUCCCCUCCAGAGAGCGUGAUCAGCUAGAAGAGCUGUUGAGAGGCCUGACUCCUAGGAAGGGUGACAUAGCAGAGGCCAUGUUGUUCUGUCUGAGUCAUGCCGAGGCGGCAGAGGAGAUCGUAGAGUGUGUCACAGAGUCUCUCUCCAUCCUCAAGACACCACUCCCCAAGAAGAUUGCACGUUUAUAUCUUGUGUCUGAUGUGCUGUACAACUCGUCUGCUAAAGUAGCCAACGCGUCGUACUACAGAAAAUACUUUGAGGCCAAGCUCUGCCAGGUCUUCUCGGACCUCAAUGCAACAUACAAGACGACACAGGGUCACCUCCAAUCAGAGAACUUCAAGCAACGAGUAAUGUCGUGUUUCCGUGCGUGGGAGGACUGGGCUGUGUACCCAGAUCCCUUCCUCAUCAAGCUACAGAACGUCUUCCUGGGUCUAGUCAACUUGUCAGCUGAGGAGGCGGCUUCCACUCCCAUCACAGUAGAGAAACUGCCGUUUGAACAUCUGGGCCCUAGUCUGUUGGCCCAGAAUGAGCCGGUGGAGGACAUCGACGGGGCCCCCAUUGGGGAGGACAUGGAUGGGGCCCCACUGGAGGACGUAGAUGGGGUUCCUAUAGGACUGGACGGGGCUGCCGUGGUGCCCGGCGCCCCUCUAGACGGAGCUUCCCUGGGGCUGGAUGAUCUGGAUGGAGUGCCCAUCAAAGCCCCGGAGGAGGACAUAGACGGACUGCCCUUGGAUCGUGCUGCGGCCAAAGCUGCAUCCUUUAAAGUAGCCCCUUCAAAAUGGGAAGCAGUGGACGAGUCUGAGCUGGAGGCACAGGCCGUGACCACCUCAAAGUGGGAGAUCUUUGAGCAGCCAGAGGAGGAGAAUAAGGACGACAGUGAUGAUGAGGACACCAAGAGUUCUCGUUCAGAGGAGCCUCCCAGUUACUCCAACCCCAUCAGAGACGACUUGGACUCCAAGACCAAGCACUCUGAGAUGAAUGAGGACAGACGCACCAAGCUACGGGAGAUAGAGGUCAAAGUGAUGAAGUUCCAGGACGAGCUGGAGUCUGGGAAAAGGCCCAAGAAGUCUGGCCAGAGUCUCCAAGAACAGGUGGAACACUACAGAACCAAACUGUUACACAAGGAAAAAGAAAAGGAGAAACUGGAACGAGAGAAAGAGCGGGAGAAAGAGCGAGAGAAAAAGGAUAAGGAGAAAAGCGAAGCUCGUUUAAAAGACGCCAAGAAGGAGAAGGAGUCUACUCCGACCAGGAGAGACAGGCGCGGUCUGUCUCCUGUGGUUGCUAAGAAACGGCGUCACAGCGGCUCGCCCGGCAGCCCCCCGAGGAGCAGCAGCAGACGGGCUCGCUCCCCGUCCCCCCGCUCGGAGAGGUCAGAACGUUCCGAACGCUCGGACCGCUCCUACUCCAAGGACGUAGCGUCGUCACGAUCCCGAUCCUCCCACAAAGAAUCCCCUCGCGUCACCAGCAGCAAGAAGUUGUCCAAAAGGUCUCCCUCUUUACCCCGCACGCCCAAACGGUCCAGGAGAUCGCGCUCCAGAACACCCAAGAAAUCCGCUAAGAAGUCACGGUCAAAAUCACGGUCUCCGCAUCGGUCCCACAAGAAAUCAAAGAAGAGCAAACACUGACAAAUCACAUCCCUGUUCACUCUCCCCUAUACACCCCCCCUAACCUCCACUAUACACACCCUCUCCCGUGAUGGAUAAAUAAAAGAAUGAACUGGAGUGGCAGCUCCGUUCCCUGCCUGAAUGUUCGUGUGAAGAAGAGGAUGAUGAAGAGGAGUAAUGGGUAUUCCAUGUUGGGUCUCGAUGGAUCCAGCCUGGUUGCCAGGUGAUGUGUGUCUGGGAUCUAGCAGGGUUGCCAUGUUGGUACUCAAUGGAUCCAGCAGGGUUGCCAUGUUGGGACUAAAUGGAUCCAGCAGGGUUGCCAUGUUGGGACUAAAUGGAUCCAGCAGGGUUGCCAUGUUGGGACUAAAUGGAUCCAGCAGGGUUGCCAUGUUGGGACUAAAUGGAUCCAGCAGGGUUGCCAUGUUGGAAUUAAAUGGAUCCAGCAGGGUUGCCAUGUUGGGACUAAAUGGAUCCAGCAGGGUUGCCAUGUUGGGACUAAAUGGAUCCAGCAGGGUUGCCAUGUUGGGACUAAAUGGAUCCGGCAGGGUUGCCAUGUUGGGACUAAAUGGAUCCGGCAGGGUUGCCAUGUUGGGACUAAAUACAUUUUGCCAGAAUGGAUCUAACCUGUAUAAUAAGAAAAUAUGAGCUGGAUAUGUGUCCUGCCCACUCUUCCACCGCCCAAUGGGGUUAAUCCUUGUAGUAGACCACACCCCCUGUGUGAUGAUGUAGUCUUUUUUCUCCUCAUGAUAUCCUUUUCUUUUUUUCACAAAUUAAUAAAAAGGAUUCAUAAUAAAAAAUA